GGAUCUUGAGAUGAAUAUGGGGAGCCAUCUCCAUUUUGAUCAUUCUCCAUUUGAAUUGUUCCAGCCCAUAGACCCAUUUCAACCUCAUGUCCCUUCUCCUAGCUUCCCUAGUGCCCAAAUGGAAAUCGAAAGGAAGGUAGAAGGAGGAGAGUAUGAAGAGGAAGGGUUGGGGGCGAUGAAGGAGAUGCUGUACAAGAUUGCAGCAAUGCAACCGGUCGACAUCGAUCCCUCGACGAUCAAGAAGCCCAGGCGGCGAAAUGUUCGGAUCAGCGAUGACCCGCAGAGCAUCGCCGCCCGUCACCGGAGGGAGAAGAUCAGUGAGAGGAUCAGGAUCCUUCAGCGGCUGGUCCCGGGGGGCACAAAGAUGGACACUGCAUCCAUGCUUGAUGAGGCCAUUCAUUACGUCAAGUUCCUCAAGAGGCAGGUGCAAGAGCUCCAAUCCCCACAAAUACCACAAGUUAUCACAGGACAUCCAGCCAGCUCCAUGGGCUGGCCUGUGAGGUUGGAUCCUCAUGCCUCAUCUUCCUCCUCCUCCUCCAUGGGAACUCCUCCUGGAUUAGGGUUUGGUUUUGAUGGGCCUGAUGACCACCAGAUUCAUGGAGGUUGUAGAGGUAAUUAGAAUAAUGGAUUGAUAAUGGUGACUUCUACCUAAGCUUAGUGGAUAAUUCUAUGAUAUGCUUGUUUAUUGGGGUGUAACUAUUUUGAACUAGCAGGGAUGAUAUGAGAAAACAAUGUGUUUGAUGUAGUAGUAGAGAGGAUAUGUAUGUAUAAAAAUGUUAUUUGAU
Messenger RNA from Elaeis guineensis (African oil palm), 785 nucleotides. RefSeq names its product transcription factor HEC2-like. Gene Ontology annotation, biological process: regulation of DNA-templated transcription. The record is from RefSeq and is a predicted model, not a curated record. Lineage: Eukaryota; Viridiplantae; Streptophyta; Magnoliopsida; Arecales; Arecaceae. Gene Ontology annotation, molecular function: protein dimerization activity; DNA-binding transcription factor activity.